GUGGCGGCCGGGCAGGGCCGAGGCCCAGCCGCAGCUCAGCCGCAGCUGCUGCCAUGGGCAGCGUGCGCUGGGCCUUUCCUUGCACCGCCUGGCGCCCCCGCCGCCAGGAGUGGCUGCUGGCGGCGCGGCUGCUCCAGCCGGAGGAGAAGGACCGCGUCGGACAGUUUGUCUUUGCCCGCGAUGCCAAAGCCGCCCUGGCCGGUCGCCUGCUGAUACGGAAAUUAAUUGCAGAAAAGCUGUGCAUACCUUGGAAUGAAAUAGACUUGCAAAGGACAUCAAAAGGAAAACCUUUCCUGGCAAAUAAUGUAUUUGAUAUUUAUUCAAAUUACAACUUCAAUGUCUCUCAUCAAGGAGAUUAUGCAGUUCUUGCAGCUGAGCCUGGGCUUCAAGUUGGCAUUGAUAUCAUGAAGACUGAUUUACCAGGUAGUAGCUCGAUUACAAAUUUCUUUCACAUCAUGAAGAGACAGUUUACUGAAACAGAAUGGAGUGUAAUCAAGUCUAUGAGAAAUGAGUGGAUGCAGCUGGAUGUGUUUUAUCGACACUGGGCCUUAAAGGAAAGCUUCUUAAAGGCUAUUGGAGUUGGAAUUGGCUUUAACUUGCAAAGAAUUGAAUUUCAUGUUUCCCCGUUGCAACUGGAAAUAGGGAAGGUGUAUAAGGAGACAAAAAUGCUUCUGGAUGGAGAUGAGGAAGAAGAGUGGAUAUUUGAGGAAACCCGGUUAGAUGACCAUCAUCAUGUGGCUGUGGCUCUUGGGAAACAGGAGGGAUUUGGACAGAAGCAUUCUGAGGUAUGUUCCAUGGAGCCUAACCAGCCACAGUUUACCUUGUUGACUUUUGAAGAUUUAGUUGCAUCUGGUAUUCCAGUCGCACCUGAGGAUUCUGCAUAUUGGGAUAAUUUUUGCUCUAAGCAGGAGAGCCCAGUGAAACAGAAUUCACAUUCUAGAUCAGAAUGCUUAUAAGAAGACAAAAGUUGUCAGCAUUUUUAUGCAGUUACUCUAUGUAAUUCAGUGUGGGAAUAAGUACCAGAAAAAAUGGUAAACAUUGUGUAAAACUGAUUGGAGGCAAGGAAGUAACUUAUUUCAUAUCAUUUUCACUUAUAAUCUUUGUUAAUUAAAGUUUCCUGUAUUUACUUUUGCCUUUUAAGAGUUCUUUUUGUACUUUUUUCCUUGGCAACUGGUAUGAGCCAAACAGCAGUUCCAUUCCCCUGGACUGGCAUUUUCUUCUGUACUGUCUUAAGUUAUGUGUAAGGGGAGGAGGGAGGGAAAUAAAAACAAUUAACACAUGUAAACUCAUAACAUCUGACAACAGAACAUUUUCUUGUCUUACAGUGAACUAAAAUUUCUGGAGACAUGUAGAUCUUGAGUGCACCUUCAGAAUGUUUUAUAUUGGUUUUCAAAACAAAUCCUAUUUUGUGCCAUUACCUCUUGCUUUUCUUUCCUCUCACUCUUCUUUCCAGAAGUCAUGGCUACAUUAUGGUCCAUCUAAAUGUAAGGAAACAUCCUGAACAGAAAGAGUCAUACUUGAACAGGAUGAUUUUUGCAACUAAAAAGAGUUCAUUUCUGUUCUACAAUUAGACAUAAAUCUUCAGUAAAUUCAGGUUUGUGUACAACUUGGCUGUAUCCUGUAUUCUGAAUAAAGGAGAAUGUACUUGUAGUGUAACCACUGAAGCCAUGCCUUAUUACAAAGAUAAAUAAAAGGUUUAGAGAAAGAGACAAGUUUUACAAUAUUAACAAGCUUUUGGAGUUUUACUGUAGAUAAUUCUGAAUUCAGAUAUGCUGUUAAAUGUUCCUACCAGUUCUGAUUAAUGGCUCUCUCAUCUUGUGUGCUAAUCAUAGCUUUUGCUGCUUGGCUUUUUUCUUCCAAAGCUGUAAAUUAGAGAAGCAGUGACUCUUUUCUCCAGACUCCAAAGGGGUUAAAUUAGAUGCUUGGUAACUUAAAAUCUGAAGAUAACAGAAAUACAAAGUAAUUUAUAUACACAUUGUAGGUCAAGUAUUCAAGACACUUCCUUUUAAAGGAAAUAAAACUUGAAAUAAAUAAUUGGCACUUCAUGAGGGCCAGAAAAGGCUGUUCAGUAGAUAUGUAAUGGUAUCACUUACUGGGAUAGGAUUUUUUUAACUGAUUCAGAUGGCUCUGUUAUUCUAUUCUACAUUAAUUUUACUCUAAUUCCAGAAUGUGCUCAAGAACUGAAAUGACUAGUGCAUUGCCCAACUGAAAGAAAGGAGUAUGAGAGGCUGGAGAGUACUGAGUUCCAUGGCUGGCUGGUCAUCCAGUAUGUGCCAGUCCUCACCAGUCACUGAAGACCUGACCCCAUCAGUUGCAGCUGUACCAGCCAAUGAAAUAGCAAAAAAAGAUGGCAGGGACAGGGAAAUGAACUGCAAAUAUGGGGUGACAUGAAUAGGGAGUUUUCCAAUCUAGAUUUCUGUGGACAAAGGAACUCAUUUAAUGGUAGAUUUCUUUUUGCCUGAUGAUAGUGUCUCAAAAGAUAUUUUUUCUGUCAUUGGGAAAAGUUUAAAAUCUGUUAAUGAGACUAUAAAUAAUAUUGUGCUUGCAUGUAUGUAGAGGACAAACCAAUUUUGUUAAAUUAGAAAAUUGCAACUGGUUUGCUUGCCAGGAAUAUGAUAAUUUUCAGAACUUUUAUCUAAUUAGAAAGAUUCGAAAAACAAAGGAAUUUGCUUUGGUUAGCUUUCCAUGAAAUAAAAGCAUGGUUUCUAACAGUCCAGACAGAUUCAACUAGAAGAUUGCAGUUCCUUACAUUAUGAUUUUUUUCCAUGUCUUUGAUUUACACUGAGCUAUUUGAAAACUAAGAGUAAUCUCUCUUUUCAGCCUCAGGUAGCAGUAAGGUUAGGUGAUGGUAAUGCCUUGUGAAGAGCCACUUGAGUCAGGUUAAGUGUCAGUGCAAACAGUCAGCAUUUUUUUUGUAAAAAUUGCUUUUACCACUGUGGGAAAGAGCAGCUGUAUAGUUGGGGAAUUGCCAGCUUAAAAGCAAGCUGCUGAAAGACCAGAAGGACAUUCGGACUCUUACGAAUGUGAAUGAUCCUUCUUGAAGUCAUCAGAAGGUUUUUCUGGGCAUAUGGGUACUGCAGAGGCAUAUAUUGAAAUAAAUGUAGGUAGUGUGUACAGACAAGUUAAUGCAAUCUCACAGCUCUAAGAUUUCUUUUUUUAUUUAUUAUUUCACCAUCACACUUUCCCUUGUACAAAGAAUGAGCCCUAUGUCCACACACAGCUAUAAUACUGGCUUCCUUGUAUUUCCUCAGGCUACAGGCUUUAUCUCCAUUGCAUCUCUGCCGUUUAAGGAAUACGGGUCCAGCACAGCUCCUGCUUUCUUCACUAGUUCAAGUUGUUGGCCCAAUCCAGUGCAGAUGAGCUGACCUUUGCUGGUCUCCAUCACAUUUCUACCUACAAGAGGUUUCCUAGUUGUGUCUAGAAGCCUUCUGCCUUUCAGGUUCCUUCCCUGGAGCUCUGUUCCUUUAUCUGUUUUGUUUUCUAUGUACUACCCUAGGCAUGACCAUGCCACAUGCCUGCAUCCUAAAGGGUAAGAACCUGCAACAACACAAGCUCUGCUCCACAUGAGCUGUUCCCAGCAGGGCCUGUGACUAGGUAGGCUUUUCCCCUAUGGAGCAGGAUUGACCAGCCUCCCUCUUGCUUAACAUAAAGAUUUACAUCUUAGGUCAGGUGGGCUGCCCAAGGCUGCAGACCAACCCCGUGUUUCUGAGCAGUAGCUAUUAACAGUCUCUGACCUAAAACUAAAUUUCAAAACAUUUUGGUCUUCAGUGAACACAUUGUCAAAAGUGAAUAAAUGUGUUUUAGUUUGGACCUAUUAUAGUGUUUAAUCCUUUGUAUAUCUUGCAUUAAAAUUGUUAGAGUGGAUUGAGAACUUCAGGAGAUAACUGUAUUGAUGACAAUUUGCAACUGUGACAAGAUCUAUAACUUUGAAAAAUGGAUCACAGGUAUUCAUUCAGCCUUUUACAAAGUCUGUAAACCUAUGCAAGGUAUCUGUUUUUGCUCUGUUAUGGGAUCAAAUGCACUGAUGUUCAUAAAAGGUACCGAUCUUGGACAGAUUGUAGAUGUAGUAGCAGAAGUAGUGUAAAUAUGUUGUAAUUUAUAUGUUCUUGGAAACAUUCAGGCAAUAGCUCACCUUUAAACAAUUAUCUUUAACCAAGACAUUUCAAUAAAGCCACAAUCUACACCAAAAAAUGAAGAUAAGAAGGAAAAAGAUAGCUAUUCAACUAAACACAGACUGUGUCUUUGUCGGAGAUUUAGAAGGUUAUAGUGCUACUUUCUACAAAGGAGGUAAGUGCUGCUUGGGCAGAACUGAUGCAACCAAGUCUAAAAUAGUGACUCAGACAUCUAACUGUUGCCUAAUUCUGCAGGUGGCUGGACAUACUAAUUGCACUUCAAGUUCCUCCAGAAUAUGAUAUUUUGGAUUGCUCUACACUGUAUAGGAAAUGUAAGCAUGAAAAUGAAUUCUAAGAGCAAACAUUUAAAAACUUUUAUUCCAAAAGUCUUUUUUUGUAACGUGUUAUUUUCUUGUGCUGUACAUUCUGGGUUUUAUGGCCAGAUACUAUGUAUGAUU
This is a messenger RNA of Colius striatus (speckled mousebird), 4570 nucleotides long. RefSeq names its product aminoadipate-semialdehyde dehydrogenase-phosphopantetheinyl transferase (gene AASDHPPT). The transcript is spliced from 6 exons. NCBI's taxonomy places the organism in Eukaryota, Metazoa, Chordata, Aves, Coliiformes, Coliidae. The record is from RefSeq and is a predicted model, not a curated record. Gene Ontology annotation, cellular component: cytosol. Gene Ontology annotation, molecular function: holo-[acyl-carrier-protein] synthase activity; magnesium ion binding. Bases 54 to 956 code for a protein of 300 amino acids.